AUGGAGACCCAACCCGACCAGACUGCACCCAUGGUGCUCGAUAGCAUCCCCGCUCAAGCCAAUACCACCAUGAAGAAGAAGGAGAAGAAGAACCAGCGUGCUUCCCCAGACGUUGAAGACGACGUCGCUGUCGAACCCCCCUCUACAAAGCGACCUCGACUUGAGCACUCUGAGUAUCCUCAGUCGGCCAUUGCAACCACGGACGAGACGCCACCAGCCCCUCACAAGGGAACCAAGACAGACGACGAACCCUGCCUCCUUCUGCAGCUGCCGCAGGAGCUUCUAUUGAGGAUCAUGGCGGCCAUGGACCCUGAGGAGCGAUAUCUCUUCAGGCAGGCCUCUAGGACCGCAUUUUACAUCGAAUAUUAUGACCGCCCUGAUGAGGACAUUGACCGGGACCAGGUCGCGAAGCUGCUUCAGGCAGACCAUCUCUGCGACAGCUGCCGGCGCGUCCGAGAAGUCGUCCCCGUCCAGGCCGUCAAAGACGACCUGGUCGAGAGCCUGCUGUACUGCUCUGAAUGCCAGACGAAACACAGCCGGAUCCAAUUCACGGCCUGGCAGCGUUCCAGGCCGGCCCGGGAGCGGAUCUGCAUCUCCCACAUAGGCCGGGUCCGGAUGUGCCCCCACCUGUCCUUGGGGUGGGAGGACAUCGUAUAUGGGCGACGGUGUCAUCCCCUCCACCGCAUUGAGUUAACAAAGUGCCCAUAUUGCAACCCGAAGCUCGUCGCGCAGAGCGCAAUCAUGAAGACUUCCAGUGGGCCCUCCGAUCGUAACAACUCGGUCAAGAUACAAACCUGGGUCCGGAUGUUCCGCCACAGCCGGCACGAGCCGAUCGACCUGGACACCCUGAAGAAGCUCUGGCGCGCCUUUCCGCGCAAGGAAACGCUCAGCGGGAUCGUUUGCCCGCACAUCGACAUAGAGAGCGACCAACUGUUGUCGUGCUUCGGCGGCUACUCCUGCGGCUGCCUGGGCCUGCCCCCGGAACCCUGCCACGGCGCCCCCGUCCCUUGGUGCUGCGCGUGCGCCAAGCUGGGCGGCAACGGAGAGCCGGGCAAGCUGAUGGACGUGCUGCGCGACGAGGAGGGAUUUCUCCACGUCAACUCGAUGCACAGGUACCGGUGCGGGGCGUGCAGGACGUGGAUCCGGUGGGCCCGGGACGGGGACUGGGUCAUGCUGUGGUGCGAGCGCGAGAUGAAGACGGGCAACCCGAGCGAGACGGAAUGGCUCCAGGCGAUGGACCCCGGGACCUGGUCCUCGGCCAAGGACGAGGAGACCAAGCACUUGACGUGGUGCCCCGACGCCUCGUGCGCCGUCGGGGAGCGGUGGGCCUUCUUCCGCGCGCUGCUGGACCAGGCCGAGCGGCUUCGCCACGGCAGGGAGGGCGAGCUGAAGGCUUUCUGCGGCUCUGACGAGGAGGAGCAGAUGCAUUCUCGCGAUUGUGCCUCGGAGGGCGACGAAGACGAGGAAGCUGAUGCUAGGCCGUUAGAUCCGUCUAGGAUCCCGUUAGUCCGGCUGUUAUUUAUGUAG
Messenger RNA from Thyridium curvatum, 1527 nucleotides. RefSeq lists its product as uncharacterized. The coding region runs from base 1 to 1527 and encodes 508 amino acids. The transcript has a single exon. NCBI's taxonomy places the organism in Eukaryota, Fungi, Ascomycota, Sordariomycetes, Thyridiales, Thyridiaceae. The record is from RefSeq and is a predicted model, not a curated record.